CUUUUGCCCAUCGUCUAAUCUCCGGCUUUCCCUUCUUCCUCUUUUAUUCUUUUGUUAUUCUUCUCUUCUUCGUCUUAUUCUUCUCUGUAUCAUUAUUUCUUCCAGCCAUGCUUCACCGCCGCUCCUUCAUCCUCUCCUUGGCGGCGUUCGUCCUCACAAUUACGGGCUUUACAACCCUGCUAUCUGCAUAUCUCAACUACGACUCCAGCGCGGAUGGCCCCCCUGCAAUGUCAAUCAACCACGAGCUUUUCUACAUCGCUCCCCCGCUCAACCCCAUCAAGCCCCCUCCUAAAUACUAUGCCGAGCCCUCAGUCAGAGACCCCGGCAAAAAGAACUUCCACGACCUGCACUACGACAAGCGCUUCUUCCAACGUGAGCUCUCCGUCCAAGACCGCGAGCACUACAUCCGCGAAAUGCUCGGCGCCUGGUUCCAGUUCAACGAAGACAACAACCUGCAGUCCUGGAUUGCUCACGGCACUCUUCUCGGCUGGUGGUGGAAUUCCGAACCUCUUCCCUGGGAUGUCGACGUCGACAUCCAAAUGUUUGUCCGUUCAAUGCAGCAGCUCGCAAAUGGCUUCAACGACACCGUCUACACAUUCACGAACGAGACCGGACACACCCUCAAAUACUACAUCGACGUUAACCCUUACUACGUCUACCGUUCGCGUUCGAACGGCAUGAACGUCAUCGACGGCCGCUUCAUCGACAUGCAAACCGGUCUCUACAUCGACAUGACCGCGCUCGCCGAGGCUGACCCCAUCCGACACCCCAACAUCGUGUCCUGCAAGAACAACCACAAGUAUCUGAUUGACGACCUCGUGCCCCUUCGCCGUACUGUCUUUAUCGGCAAACCCGUCUACAUCCCCUACGAAUACGAAAAAGUACUCCAGAAAGAGUACUCCCGUCGCGCGCUCACGAACGGCAGGUUCCAGAAAUACGUGUUUUCUGUCGGGCUCCAGAAAUGGAUUCCCGAGGCUCAAUUUAAUAAGGAGCACCGGCCCUGGAACGACAUCGGACGCGGCCCCGCGACCGCGCCCAGCGAAAGAAUGAGCUCCGCCCCGGUAAAGGUCGCAGCCAAUUCUCCCGGCAAAGUGAUCCCCGGAGCACAUGCCCGAGCUUCAAGUAAGACAGAAGAAGACACAGCAGAGACUGUGUUCAAGGAAGUGAGCAUCAAGAUGAAACCGCGCAAGCGCAUGAGUAGCCUCUCUUUCGGCUCGCUAUCAGACGGUAGCUGGAAACGUGACGUGCGGAUAGAGAAGGACGCUUAAUUGUCCAUUGUCUAUAUGCGUUUAUUGUUUUAACUUAUGACUUUCUUGUGGUUUUGGAAUAUAGCAUUGUUUCCUGCUGGUAUUCUCUCAUUGUUGUGAUUUUGAUUUAUGCCUUUUUGUCUUAUCUAUUGACUACAUACAUAGCUUGGUUGGUUCUAUGUUUAUAUCACCGUUUGUGUGUCUUUUUGGAAAAUACGUGCACUCACAGCUGGAAUACGCGGCGUCUUCAUUUCAGCAGACUGCUUUGAUGACCAGAGUUUCCUUUUUUUUGGGUUGUGUUGCGAAUGUCGAAAUGUGAAUGGGUUAGCGACGACAGCGACAGCGACGUUUGGGAUUUCGUUCUUGCUUUCUCUAUUCCUGUCAUUUACCUCAUUAUGUCUUAUAACUUUGACUAUUGUAUAUACUUUCUUCUCUUUUAUUUGGGU
Messenger RNA from Myxozyma melibiosi, 1693 nucleotides. Its product is annotated as LicD family-domain-containing protein. The coding region runs from base 108 to 1268 and encodes 386 amino acids. NCBI's taxonomy places the organism in Eukaryota, Fungi, Ascomycota, Lipomycetes, Lipomycetales, Lipomycetaceae. The record is from RefSeq and is a predicted model, not a curated record. The transcript has 2 exons.